Danaus plexippus (monarch butterfly) is the source of this 3425-nucleotide messenger RNA. It is a transcript of the gene SMC6, whose product is annotated as structural maintenance of chromosomes protein 6. Gene Ontology annotation, molecular function: single-stranded DNA binding; protein binding; ATP binding. Gene Ontology annotation, cellular component: chromosome; site of double-strand break; nucleus. Bases 233 to 3340 code for a protein of 1035 amino acids. Lineage: Eukaryota; Metazoa; Arthropoda; Insecta; Lepidoptera; Nymphalidae. The record is from RefSeq and is a predicted model, not a curated record. Gene Ontology annotation, biological process: double-strand break repair via homologous recombination; chromosome organization. The transcript is spliced from 18 exons.
AGCCGUAAAAACUUUUACAAAAUAUAUGUUAUCAAACACUAUUUUUAAAUGAAGUAUGUUUAAUGUUAAUGUAAAAUGUUAUACGUUAGUCCUUUCCGGAUAGAUAAUAACAAUUAUGUAUUUAAAUCCUUAGAUUAAAAGUUAUUAGUAAUGUGACGAUUUUUAACCUUUGUUUACUGAGGAGUUUUUCGAAGAGUUGCUUAUUCGUUAAGUAAAGUUGGAAGUAAAAAACAUGUACAGAGAUAUCGCUGAAGAAGACAUAGAUGGAUUAGUUCUGAGUAUCCAUCUAGAAAACUUUUUCUGUCAUGAUAAUUUUUAUAUAAAUUUUGAUGAUCAUAGAAAUAAGAAUAUUCAUUCAGUAGUUGGUCGUAAUGGCAGUGGUAAGAGUGCAGUUCUUACAGCAUUGAUAGUCGGCUUGGGAGGUAGGGCAUCUGCCACCAGUAGAGGAAACAAUUUGAAAUCAUUCAUUAAAGAAGGCAAGACCCAGGCAACCAUCGAGAUAAAAAUAAAAAAUAGCAGUCCAAGGGCAUACAAACCUGAAAUCUAUGGUGAUAGCAUAACAAUUGUGCGAACGAUUACUUCUACGGGUGGAGGUUAUAAAUUCAAAAACAGUCAAGGUGUGGUGAAAUCUACAAAGGGUUCUGAUAUAAACGCCAUAACACUGUUUCAUGACAUACAAGUCGAUAACCCAAUAUCUGUUCUGAACCAAGAUGAUGCUAGGACUCUACACGGCAAAGAUGGAAAGAAAAAAUACACAUUGUUCAGAAAAGCGACGCACUUUGAUCAAACCGAGGCUUAUUAUGACAAGGCGUUGGAAAACUGUAACAAAGCUAAUUCCAUAUGGAAGAGGAAGAAUGAGGCAUUUGAAAAACUUUCCAAAGAACAUGAAAGACUUACCAGACUAUACAAUCAGUUAAAACCGAAAGAAGAGAUAGAAGCUCAGAAAAAAGCAAUUCAAGAUGAGAUUAAAUGGUGGGAUAUUAGAGAGAUUGAGAAAGAAGUAAAGAUUAUUCAGACUAAGUGUAGCGAAGAACGUGCUAACUGUCAAAAUAAUACUGAAAAGCUAAGAUCUCUGGAAGAAAAGUAUGGAGGCGGGAACAGUCAAGUUGAGCUUUUGAAGCAGCAGUUGACUGAGCGUGAAGCUCGUCAUCGUGAAUUGCUGCGAGAAGUGCGUGAAGCGGAGACAGCGCUGCGUAUGGCCAAUGAGAGCCUACAAAGUGAGCGACAAGCGCACGCGCAGAUAAAAACGCGACGUUCAAGGGAACAGGGGCAGGUCGCGGACUUGGAGAGGGAGAUACAGAAAAUAUGCGUGCAUGGUGAGAACGACAGCGCAUCUCGUCGCGAGGCGUUAAAACGUGAACUGCAGGAGCGGCAGGUCGAGUUGAGAGAAGCUAGCUCCAGACACGAGACGGUGGCGCAUGAAGAGACACAGGCGGCUCAGAACGCGAACAGAGCGGACGACGAGUAUGACGACUUUAGGAAGCAGACAUGCGAACUUCAGACGAAGAUGGAGAAACUGUCCGUGAGUGUCCGCGAGCUGAAAGAGCAGUCUACUGACUCGCUAGCAGUUUUCGGCGCUACGAUGGUGGAGUUCUGUGCUCGAGUCCGAACAGAAGUCCAGAACGGACAGUUCACGGCAGAACCCAGAGGACCUAUUGGCAGCUUUGUGAAAGUCAAAGACAAACGCUGGGCCGGAGCCUUGGAACACUUAUUGGACGGAUGCAUGUACAACUUCUGUGUGAACGAACCGAGAGAUUCGAAACGGCUCUUCAAAUUAAUGGAUGAGGUUUGGAAGGACAGAGGCGGUCGUAAGCCGGGUGUGACGUGUAGCGCCUUCAGGCCGCAAGUUCACGACGUCAGCGCGCGCAGAGUUUCCGCCCCCGGCGCCGUCUGUGCCCUCGACGCCCUUGAAAUAGAUGACGUGGUGGUCGCCAAUUACCUCAUAGACAACCUCGAUCUAGAGACAGUCUUGCUGGUGCCCACCCACGAUGACGCGGUUCGUCUCUGUGUGUCCGCUGAGAACGUGCCCGCCAACUGCUAUAAGGUGGUCACGGCGGACUGCUCGGAGUACAUGCCGGCGCCGCGGUACAGAAUAUACGGAGGAAAGGAAAGGACGCCUCACUUCCUCAGCACCUCUAUAGGAGAUCGAACCAGGCAGCUCGGAGAAAAGAUCGAAGAGUUGAAGACGACGCUGUCAGAGAGGAGAGCAGAGGAGGAGCGGCUGGCGGCCGCUAAAGAAAGUGCUCGGAAGUUACAGGAACAAGCUGCUGCUCAGUUGCACGCGCUGCAAAGUAAGCUGCGGCAGUGCGAGCGGCGAGUCGCCGAGACCAAGGACGCGCUCGAGGAGCAGGCGGCGCCGCGGCGGGCUGUGCUAGAGGAGGAAUAUGAAAAAUAUAAAGAGAAGAUCAAAUGUCUGGAUGAGAAGUUACAAGCUAUGGAGGAGAAGAUUCGUGUUUGUGGAAAGGAGAAAGAGGAGGCUGGCGGGCGCUUAGCGCAAGUCAAGGCGGAGUUCAACGAAAUUGAUGCGGAAUAUAAGAAACUCAAGGAUAAACUGAUGCAGAAAGAGCUGGAAAUUGAAAACGGGCAGACAAAGAAGAUGAGCUUCGAGCUGAGAGUCAAAGAGGGACAGAAAAAGUUGGAGGAGCUCGAGAACGCGUUGGCGCAAAGCAAAAACGUGCUGGAACAACAGACACAAGGACUGUCUGACAGGCCGCAGCAGCUCAGGUCCAAAUCCGAGUUGCAAAAUCAAUUGAGAGAAAUUGAACAAAAACUGUCCGCCUUAGACUCCAACCGCCUCCCGAGCCGGAAGAAAGUUCACGCCGACUUAGUAGCUGUGACGAAGAGAAAAAAUUUCGUUGAGACCGAAUUGAAAACGCUCAAGGAUCUCAUCAAGGAGAUAGAGAAGAUAACAAAAGACCAUUUAAAGCUGUGCUACCAGCUGCAGAUCGAUAUCGGACGGAGGGUUCAGUUUUGUUUCAUUGACAAAUUGAAACUACGCAAUUAUAAGGGGCAAAUCAAUCUGGACCACGGUGCCCGUAUUCUGGAUAUAGAGGUCGCCGGCAAGACGACGGACACGCUGUCGGGCGGCGAGCGGUCGUACUCCACCAUGGCCCUGAUCAUGGCGCUGUGGGAGUGCGUCGAGCUGCCGUUCUAUUUCAUGGACGAGUUCGACGUGUUCAUGGACAAUGUAAAUCGUGACAUUGUGUGGGAUCAGUUAGUAAGAUUCGCGGCUCGGCGUCCCAGCCGACAGUUCGUGUUCUUCACACCUCAGACGCUUCCCAUAGCUGCCAGCGACAUCGUGAUACACAGCCUCGAUAACCCCAUGAGGAUGAACAACUAAUACAGCAGUUAUUUUUAUUGUACGUGUUUAUUUACAACAGUUUUGUAAUUUGUAUUUUUUUUAAUAAAUUUUAUAGAAUAUAAAA